Octopus bimaculoides (California two-spot octopus) is the source of this 3247-nucleotide messenger RNA. RefSeq lists its product as uncharacterized. Gene Ontology annotation, cellular component: nucleus. Lineage: Eukaryota; Metazoa; Mollusca; Cephalopoda; Octopoda; Octopodidae. Gene Ontology annotation, molecular function: transcription cis-regulatory region binding. Gene Ontology annotation, biological process: regulation of transcription by RNA polymerase II. The record is from RefSeq and is a predicted model, not a curated record.
AUGGUGAUUAAUAACUAUGAUUGCACAGGUCUGGCUAUGAGAGGUAUAAAAUGCAAAACUGACUGUAUCCAGACUAGAACCCAAGCACACAGAGAUGACACCAAAUACUGGAAAGUGCCUACUUCAGUGCUCCAAUGUUUACUUCUCUAUGCUUUUUCAUGCUGUAUUGAUAAUGAUUUCUUUCGACAAGAAACUUUGAAUGUGAUUUCUGGUGGGGAAAAAUUUGUCGGGUCGCCUUGUGGUAAACAUGGAUCUUACAUAUUUUACAAGGCUUUUAAAUAUUUCAAGGAAGGCCAAACAAAGAUUCUUUCUCCUGGAGAAUUUUUCUUUCUCAAAUUAUUGCGUGAUGGACCAUUGUGUAUUGGUGAAAUUCAACUCUUGUGGCAGGAUGUUCAUAAGCAGAAUUUAUCAAGCUUACGUCUCUAUUUCCUUCCUAAAGAUACUCCUAUAGGAGAACUCCCUUCACAUGGCCAGGAUGAAGUGUUUGCUCUGUCUGAAAAAUUGGUGCUGAGGUUACAAGAUCUCGUCAAACUUAUUGUUCAUAAUGUCAACUGGACAUUUGGAUCUCCUGGUGUAUGUGAGGAUGAUGUACUUUCUGGCUUAGAAUCUGUGAAAAUGCUUCAAAAAGAACUUCCCGAUGUCAACCAUAGUAUAAAAUUGAAUGAAAUUAAAAAGGAACGCAAAUUUUAUGACACAAAGCCAUUGGGUACCGAGGUAAAAAUAGUCAGCUUUUCCGUUUACUGUCGAUACCGAGCAGUAUCGAGAAGGUGUGAAAAUGUUAAGGAAAAGUUUUUCAAAAAUGUCUUUGUUGCUGCUUGUGGUGGCAUUAUGAUGAAAACACGGAAUGGACGUAUUAUGUUUUGUCGAGAAACCUUCAAUGAUCCGGAUCUGGCUAAUUUGGACAUCUGCCGGGAUUACUUAGCACCCAAUUUGAAAGGAAGGCCAAGAAAGAAAAAAAUAAAACUGAAGAAAGGGGCAUCCUUAUCAUCAGACAGCAAUGAAGAUUCACCUGGAGAAACCCAGCUGGUGCGACACAAAGCGAAUGGCAGCAACAGACUGAAGGAACCCAAACGUGAACAACUUAAUGGAUAUAAUAAACAUGACUCAAUCCUUACAAAUGAAAAGUUAUUCCUGGAAUCUCUCCACAAUUUCAUGAGAAAAAGGACCACUCCCAUCGAACGGAUUCCAUCAUUGGGCUUUAAAAUGAUUGACUUGUUUGCAUUUUAUAAGAAUGCAUACAAAUUGGGAGGUUAUGAAAGGAUUACUAAUCAACGAAUGUGGAAACAGUUAUAUGACAUGAUGGGUGGUAAUCCUGGAAGUACAAGUGCUGCGACUUGUACAAGAAGGCACUAUGAACGUUUAUUACUUCCUUUUGAAUUAAGUCAGAAAGGAAAGGAUCUUAACAUGUUAUCGGAUAUAAAACAGAAGAAAAGUGCACAUGUAUCAAAAAUGGACACCCAUCACUCUAAACAACUUUUACAUGGAACUAAUGAGGACAAAAGAGACAAGAGAAACAGAAUGAGUAUUGAAGAAAAAGAAAAGAUGUGGGAUGAAAUGAGGAAAACCAAUGCUCAAAAUCGAGAUAAUGUUCGACGAUUUAAAUCUGGGACCCAACCAACAGUCAAAAAACUCUUAUGUGAAAAAUACAACCAGGAUCCGUCAGAUGUACUGCCUUCUUCAGUUAAAAGAGAACCAUCUGAUAUUAAGCCCUCAGAAGAGUCUUUAAGCCAUUCAGUAUCUCCCCCAACACAUGUUAAGAAAGGACCAAGUGUGACUCGGAUUUCAUCUGAAGUCAAGAAUCCUGUCGUACCUGUUGUAAAACUAGAAAGUCCUAUAAAUGAUUGGAAAUUAAAUGCGUGUUUAGCCAUACCUAAAGAAAUAACUGCUGCUGCCGUACUUGCCAGUCAAUCACCUAGUCCUAUCCAACUCGGCCUAGACAAGAAACAAUCUGUUAAUUAUGUGGAAAAGAGUCAAGUUGUGACACUGCCAACACCGUCUCCUCCCUCUAAUCCUUCCUAUGAAAGAAUCAGUCCUGUUGAUCCAGUCAGUUAUGAACCAGACAGUUAUUCUGUCAAACCAGAAGUAUCACCAUGUAGUGAUACUAGUGACAAUAACGAUUGUGAUAAUCAGAUAAAAACUCGACCAGGACCAAGCAUACUUGGACCUUUGUUACAUAAACAGAAACGAGGACCUGCUUUUCAGAAUCAUCACAUUCCAUCAAGUGGGAUCGCUACAGUUUCUAAUGAUUCUAGUAGUAGUAAGUGUAUUGAAAGUACACCUCCUUGUAAGGUGCAACUUACUUCGAAAGUAAGCACCAAAACCAGUGCAACAUCUGUAGCGCCAGCCAUCUCUUCUAGGUCAUCUACAGCUUGUCACUCACUCCCUGUUAAUCGCAUACCUGAAAAUGGUCGGUGGCACGUUCCGAAAGUGGCUCACACUCAACCACCUCGAACUCACCGAAACGAGGAAUUAAAAUCACGUAUUGUACGUCAGACGGUUAUUCAACCAACUCCACAAAGCCCUCCAAAUCAUUUGCUGUCCCUUGUAUCUCCAUUGACCAAAUAUAAUCGCCCACGACUUGAAGACUCUCUACCUCAGCCUGCUCAUACCAACCAUAUGAAAAGAGCUCGUACCUAUUCUAACUGUUCCUAUAACCUUAUGUCACCAAUAACAGCUCACAUUUCAAAAACUACUAGCAAUAAUAUGGUAUAUUCUUCUGUUCAUAGCAUGGAUACUAACUCACCAUAUUAUAUUCCUCCUCCUCCUCCUCCUAAGAGACAGAAACUGUCAAGCAGUCACACAUCAUCAUAUUUGGACACUGUACAUAGACCAAAUGAUAUACAAUCAGAACCAACAGAUUUAUCUAUGAAAACAUUGAAAAAAGUUGUAAAUGGAAGGAUGAGUUACAAAAAUUCUUCAAAAGAUUAUUCAAGAAAUGAUAUUAAUGAUUCUAUGCCUAGCAUGUCAUUUGGAUCUUCUUCGUCUCCGCCUAGGGAUCUUCAGACUCCUCUUGAUAUGACUACAAGCUCAAAGAAAUACAAUGUAAAGAAAAAUGUUACUGACAUGUCUAUACCAUUGACGAUCUGCUUUGAAGAUAUUUCCUUCAAUAUUUGUGAAGCUACCUUUCUAAGACGCUUUCCUUGGUGCUGUGUUCCUGCUGGUGAAUCUGCACUAUUGAGCUUGGAGAGUAUUGUGCAGUGAAUUGAAGUGUCUUGUUUGGUGCAUACAUGUAUAAAAUAGUUGUUUU